Messenger RNA from Crotalus tigris (Tiger rattlesnake), 1825 nucleotides. It is a transcript of the gene PID1, whose product is annotated as phosphotyrosine interaction domain containing 1. The record is from RefSeq and is a predicted model, not a curated record. The transcript is spliced from 4 exons. Gene Ontology annotation, biological process: regulation of reactive oxygen species metabolic process; regulation of mitochondrial membrane potential; regulation of cell population proliferation. Lineage: Eukaryota; Metazoa; Chordata; Lepidosauria; Squamata; Viperidae. Bases 391 to 1179 code for a protein of 262 amino acids. Gene Ontology annotation, cellular component: cytoplasm.
CUAAGGCAAUAGGACGGCGCAUCUCGCCGCGGUGAGGAGCUGGCGCCGAGCUCUUGCUGCGCGCAGCCCAAGUUCAACCGGGGCUUCUCGUCUCCAACGCACACGCCUCCUUUCCCCUCCUCGGCUGGGCGGCGCUCGAUUCCUCCCCCCCGUUGUCCUCUGGCGGCUGGCCCCGAACUGACACACGCCGAGCAGAUGUGAACGAGCCUGGCUGGAGACCCGCCGCAGCCGCUCCACAGCCAGCUCGUUAGCAACCCUGUCCCGCCGCUCCGCCCCGCCAGGUCCCAGCGGGAGAAAUAUGUGGCAGCCGGCAACGGAGAGAUUGCAGAGGUGCCUACCGUAGAUACUCCUCUCACUUCGUUGUUCUCCACAUCCACAAUUCCGGGAGAUAUGGCUGAAGCCCUAAAGACGGAGGACAAGAAGUUUGAGUUUUCUCUCCGCAGAGCGCACCAGGCCUCAGCAUGGGCGAUCAAGGUGGCAACGUCUUUGUCCUUUUUCGCAAGGGCGUCCAUUAUGUGGCUUGGCGAACUACAGUCCCUGAUUCCGUCUGACCAGCAUUUUCAGACCAUGUUGAAGACUAAGCUAAAUGUCUUAACUCUUCGGAAGGAACCACUUCCCACUGUAAUCUUCCAUGAGCCAGAAGCCAUUGAGUUGUGCACCACAACUCCAUUAAUGAAGACUCGGACACAUGCUGGAUGCAAGGUUACAUACUUGGGAAAAGUUUCUACAACAGGGAUGCAGUUUUUGUCCGGUUGCACAGAGAAGCCAGUAAUUGAAUUGUGGAAGAAGCACACCCUUGCUAGAGAGGACAUCUUCCCAGCUAAUGCCCUCCUAGAAAUCCGCCCUUUCCAAGUUUGGCUUCAUCAUCUGGACCUCAAAGGAGAAGCCACUAUUCACAUGGAUACCUUUCAGGUUGCUCGUAUUGCUUACUGCACUGCUGAUCACCAUGUGAGCCCAAAUAUUUUUGCUUGGAUAUAUCGGGAAAUCAAUGAUGAUUUGUCCUAUCAGAUGGACUGUCAUGCUGUAGAAUGUGAGAGCAAGCUAGAGGCCAAGAAGUUAGCUCAUGCUAUGAUGGAGGCCUUUAAGAAAACUUUCCAUAGCAUGAAAAGUGAUGGCCGGAUCCACAGGAAUAGCUCCUCCGAAGAAAUGUCUCAAGAAUUAGAAUCUGAUGAUGGCUGAAUUUCAGUUUUUUUGAUGGUUAAGCAUCAGCAAAAAUGGCCCUGGGAACAUAAACAUAUAUAUAAAAUAAAUGAACAACCAUUCAAUUUGGAAAAGAUGAAUUUCCAAAAUUUCUCUAAUCACCUUUUUUCAUUUUUUUUAAAAAAGCAAUUCAGAAAAUUUCCUGAAAAUAUGCUUCUUUAUUAUAAUUACAUAACAUUGAAAUCUGCUGCUGGAUUUUGUUUUGCUUUUUUUUGUUUGUUUUUGUUUCAAUGUGAUAAAAUUUCUUGUUUAGUCAUUUGUCCAUUUCACGUUUCAAACUUAUUUUAAGCUUUGGAAUUCAAGUUCUUGUCUUAUGGUUUGUAAAUUAUUUCAAUUUCCUUGUUGAAAUUCACUGAGCAGAUUUAACAAUGAGAUCUUUCAGAGUUUGUUGUUAGCACAUACUCCAUCUUCUACAGACAAAGAGAAUACAAUUUGAGGAUCAUCUGCUCUCUUUUUUACCACUUCCCGGGCUGAAAUUUCUACCUGCAGUUUGACAGCCUAACAAUUAAUCCACAUUUCAUGGUUUGAGUAUUGACAUAUGCUUAACAUUUACAAGUUAUAAUCAUAUGCUAUAUUUUAUUUUAUUCAUUUAAGCUUUUAAAAUGUACUUUCAGUCACAUAUUUC